AUGCAGUGCUCUUUCCGCUUUCCUGACAAUUGCUACGAAAAGGUGCCGGGGACGAUGGGCUCGUGGCGGGUACUCCGACCUCAAAACCCGCUCUCCACUUUCAAAACCGCGAGCGCCGCAGUAUGGGCAAUCGGCGUCAUUGGUGUGCUCCCAUUUGCAAACACAAUCACGAAUGCAUGGUUCUUGGGGACGCUCUACUUGCCGCGGGUGCUCGACUGCAUCAACUUUGUGGAGGAGAGCCCGGGCGCGGACCCGUCAGAGUUUCCAACCAUAAGCGGGGACCUCUUACAGGCGCUGUCAUGGAUUUGUGUGCUACUGGGCCUGAUGGACAUCGGGGACCUUUUGGUGCGCCUGGGGAUGUAUCUGAGACAGGAGGGCGUAAAGCCUUGGCGGGUUAAGCUCCUGGUUUGGACGACGAUCAAGUGGCUGAUGAUUGAGGACGAGCUGAGCACGCACAUAGAGGGCUACACGCACGCGCGCUUUCGCGAGUUCUUCUUCUCCUCGGGGGCAGACACGAUCGAGGUGUUUGUGACGGCCAGCUUCCUCUUCUGGACCGGCAGCGGUUACCCGCUGGCGACGUUCUCGUUGUUCCUUUCCCUCGCGUCAGUCUACCUCACAUGGAGUUUUGAAAUUGCGUGGCACUUGUGGUUUCUGGGCCGUCGAUACUCGCCCUUUUGGCCGCAUCCGACGGUCCCGAGCGGCUCUCCCGAGAACUCCCAUACAGAGUUGCUCGAACACCGACCCGCGAAACGGAAAAAAGGGUGGACUUGGAGGCCGUGGAAACGGAUUCCGCCGGAAGCCAAGCGGAUUGCGGACGGAAGGGGCCCAGACGUGGCGCCAGCUGGCAGUGGAGCGGAAGAAACGGAUCUGCAGAUGGUUGCGGUCAAUCUGGGGGAGCCGGGAACCGUUGAGCUUUCUGAGGGGGUCGGCGAAAGUUUGCCGGCAGGGGAGGAAAGAAGUCGAAGAGCGUCGCUAGCAACGGUCGAAGUGGAUGGCGUGGUUACUGAGAUUGUAAACUACUUGUCGGCGCCGUCUAGUGAGCCGGUUAGCGGUCGGGUUGGUCGGUGGUUAAGGGAUGGCAAUGGGGAGGAGUCGGAGUCGAAGAGGAGGAAUGGAAACGUAAGUGGCGAGCCCCAAGAGACGGGGGUUCAGGGAGCAAACCGGGGGUCAAGAAGCGGGCUAAGUCGGUUGGAAGAAGAGGGUUUGGAACGAGGUUACUCGUCGGAAGUGCCAGCACCGAAGGACGAAUCUAUUGCGCUGGGGCACUUUGAAGGCGAGAUCCGAAAUCGUCGGACGAGAUCACUCGAAAACGUGGACGUCGAGGCGGGGAUCAUCCGGACGCUCUCGUUAGCGUCCGAAACCCGGCCCGCUAGCGCCGGGUUAGCUGAUAACCGCAGUGGGUCACGUAGACAGUCAAUAAACGGGCUGGAUAGGGAUCAACUGACCGAGAUCAACUCUCUAGUGAGUGAAACGCGAGAUCCGGAAUCGGACAUGGCUCGCACGGAGUCAGGGGUAAGUUCGGGAGCAAACGUAAGGAGCGCAAGCCCCCCCCGGCGAAGGAAGGAGAUCGGGCGCGGGGAGAGGCGGCUGUUUCGCAUCUUCCGCGGAUUGCUUCUGCUGGGAAUGAUCGUUGCCAUGGUCGUGAGCUUAUGGCUGGCGGACUUCGGCCCGGGCCUCUUCUACGGCGUGGGCAUCACGUACCUGACGCAGAUCAGCACUCGGGUGGAGAUUCGGUGCGAGCCGUUCGAUGCCCCGGGCACUUUUGUGGAUUACGUGGUUCCGUUCAACGGAAGCAGGACGCUUGACCUGAACGGAGUCUUCUUCUAUUACACGGCUGCGUCAAAUGCCUACAUCUUCGACUCCUCUGACGCCGAACUGACGUCCAUUUCGGACCAUGACUUCGUCUUUGGCGCGCUCUCGGACCGCUUUAUUGCGUACAACCAGAGUGGUGACGUCCGCAACCCAGGCUCGGGUGCUGUCAAGGUCCGUUUUGCAACGGUGCUGCGCCGGGGUUGCUAUGCUCGUGACGACAUCGGACACGUGGGCACGGAAUCUGUCCGGAAACUCCACCGUGCUCCAGGGCAAGAAGAAAGUGCCCCUGGUCGUGCCCAUAUACGACCGGAUUGGUUUCAAAUAUAACGUCAAAGCCUGGCAAACACUGCCCGUUCAGUUCGGUAAUUUUAGCGUUCCGGUAUUCUGUCGGAGCCCGUAUGAUAGCACGACUGUCUCGCCUUUAGGGAGGCUGGUAGCCAUAAAUGCGUCAAUUACCAUGGCGGGAGUGUCAUGUUACAACCCGGGGAAUGCCACGUUUAGGUACUCGGUUCCGGGUCGGGGUCAAAACAUAGGGAAGACUCCACGGUCAGGCAAGACAAGCCCGUUUUACUAGGACCGUGUUGGGUUUGUUGGGUAGGCAUUUGAAGUGUUGGAAUUGACCCUAGACCACCUUCGGAAAGUGUCCGUCGGGUUAUCUUUUCGUUGGAGAUUACCGUUGCUCACUUAGACCUGCUGUUGGGCCCCAAUCAAGGCUUAGAACUCAGAAGCAAACGUUCAAUCAAGUAGAAAUAGUCACAGAAAGUGUCAACUCAAUAUUGCACUGCGCGCAUAGUCAAGCGAACAGAGUCAAUCAGUAUGUACUUUGGAAUGUCCCACUGGACCUCAGCCAGGAGUGCUCACUUACAACAUGGUUGGUUUCAUAACACCUGCUAUAAGCUAGGAAUCCGCUAAUCGAUCAGGACAUUGAAUCAUUUUGAACGAAACUUGAAAGUGAACUUGGACUGCCCCUCAAUCAUGCAGAUGGACUUGGAAUUGUAUUCUAACCCUAAAAUCAACC
Klebsormidium nitens is the source of this 2830-nucleotide messenger RNA. Lineage: Eukaryota; Viridiplantae; Streptophyta; Klebsormidiophyceae; Klebsormidiales; Klebsormidiaceae. The record is from the annotation of a GenBank genome assembly.